Molecule: messenger RNA, 2405 nt
Organism: Saimiri boliviensis boliviensis (Bolivian squirrel monkey)
Lineage: Eukaryota; Metazoa; Chordata; Mammalia; Primates; Cebidae
Gene: REPS2
Product: RALBP1 associated Eps domain containing 2
Biological process (GO): endocytosis; endosomal transport
Cellular component (GO): cytoplasm; plasma membrane
Molecular function (GO): protein binding; calcium ion binding
Source: RefSeq, a predicted model, not a curated record
GGAAGCGGCGGCGCGGCAGCUUCGGGCGUGGGGGCGGCGGAGGCGGUGGCUGAGGCCGAGGUGGCGGUGGCUGUGGCGGACACAGCGGCACCCCAGCUAGGGACAGGGCUCCGCCGCGCCCCUUUGCAGGCCCCAUGGAGGCGGCAGCGGGGGGUGGGGGCUGCGGCUCCGGGCCGCCGCCGCUGCUGCUAAGUGAGGGCGAGCAGCAGUGCUACUCUGAGCUCUUCGCGCGCUGCGCCGGCGCCGCGGGCGGGGGCCCCGGGCCUGGACCCCCCGAGGCCUCCAGAGUCGCCCCCGGCACGGUUACUGCGGCCGCUGGCCCGGUGGCUGACCUGUUUCGGGCGUCGCAGCUGCCCGCCGAGACGCUCCACCAGAUCACAGAACUGUGUGGUGCAAAGCGGGUUGGUUAUUUUGGUCCAACGCAAUUUUACAUUGCCCUGAAAUUAAUUGCUGCAGCACAAUCUGGCCUCCCGGUGCGGAUAGAGAGUAUUAAAUGUGAAUUGCCUCUGCCUCGCUUUAUGAUGUCAAAGAAUGAUGGUGAGAUACGAUUUGGGAACCCAGCUGAGCUGCAUGGAACUAAGGUUCAGAUUCCAUAUAUAACCACGGAAAAAAAUUCCUUCAAAAGAAUGGACGAUGAGGAUAAACAGCAGGAAACACAGUCUCCCACGAUGUCACCCCUCGCCUCCCCUCCUUCUUCCCCGCCUCAUUACCAGAGGGUGCCCUUGAGCCAUGGCUACAGCAAACUGCGGAGCAGCGCAGAACAGAUGCAUCCAGCUCCUUAUGAAGCUAGGCAGCCUCUUGUCCAGCCCGAGGGAUCCUCCUCAGGGGGCCCAGGAACCAAGCCCCUUCGGCAUCAGACUUCCCUUAUCCGGUCCUUUUCAGUGGAGAGAGAACUACAGGAUAACAGCAGUUACCUCGAUGAACCCUGGAGGAUAACAGAAGAACAGCGCGAGUACUAUGUCAAUCAGUUUCGAUCCCUUCAGCCAGACCCAAGCUCUUUCAUUUCAGGUUCUGUGGCCAAGAACUUCUUCACCAAAUCAAAGCUUUCCAUUCCAGAACUCUCCUAUAUUUGGGAACUUAGUGAUGCUGACUGUGACGGAGCCCUGACCCUGCCUGAGUUCUGUGCUGCGUUUCAUCUCAUUGUGGCUCGGAAGAACGGCUAUCCGUUACCUGAGGGCCUGCCUCCAACUCUGCAGCCAGAGUACCUGCAGGCAGCUUUUCCUAAGCCCAAGUGGGACUGUCAGUUAUUUGAUUCUUAUUCUGAGUCAUUGCCGGCAAAUCAACAACCUCGUGACUUGAAUCGGAUGGAGAAGACGUCUGUUAAAGACACGGCUGACCUUCCUGUACCUACCCAAGAUGCGACUGGUGAUGACAAACAAGUUUUGAAAAGUACUGUCAAUGAAGCCUUACCAAAGGACGUGUCUGAGGAUCCAGCAAGUCCCAAGGAUUCCAACAGUCUCAAAGCAAGACCAAGAUCCAGAUCUUACUCUAGCACCUCCAUAGAAGAGGCCAUGAAAAGGGGCGAGGACCCUCCCACCCCGCCACCUCGGCCACAGAAAACCCAUUCCAGAGCCUCCUCCUUGGAUCUGAAUAAAGUCUUCCAGCCCAGUGUGCCAGCUACUAAGUCAGGAUUGUUACCCCCACCACCUGCGCUCCCUCCGAGACCUUGUCCAUCACAGUCUGAACAAGUGUUGGAGGCCGAGUUACUCCCACAGCUGAGCAGAGCCCCAUCCCAGGCUGCAGAAAGUAGUCCCUCAAAGAAGGAUGUACCGUAUUCUCAGCCACCAUCAAAGCCCAUUCGUAGGAAAUUCAGACCAGAAAAUCAAGCUACAGAAAACCAAGAGCCUUCCACUGUUGCAAGUGGGCCAGCUUCUGCAGCAACUGUGAAACCACAUCCAACAGUCCAAAAACAGUCUUCCAAACAGAAGAAGGCCAUUCAAACUGCUAUCCGCAAAAAUAAAGAGGCAAACGCAGUGCUGGCUCGGCUGAACAGUGAGCUCCAGCAGCAGCUCAAGGAGGUUCAUCAAGAACGAAUUGCAUUGGAAAACCAAUUGGAACAACUUCGUCCAGUCACUGUGUUGUGACCCCCCCUCCAUGGUUCAAGUGACAGUGGGUGACCUUGUCUGCCAAGAUCUUUAUUUCUAAUGUUUUGAACCCAACUACUUGUCAUAGAUGUUUGACUGUGUCAAAAGCUGUGAGCAGCAAAAUAUAAUCCAUAUGACCUUUUCUCUUGCACUUCACUCAUAUGUUUUACUCUGGUGGAAAAAAUACUUCAACUGAUUAUCACACUUGAAAUGGUAAUUAUCAGUGGAAUUUGUCUCCUAUUCUUAAGUACUUUUUCAAGGUGUUAGAUGCUGCUCCUUAUCAAAAAUCAGUUUUUUAGCAAGUAAAAAUAACGGAGAGCA